Tarenaya hassleriana is the source of this 560-nucleotide messenger RNA. RefSeq names its product REF/SRPP-like protein At2g47780. The coding region runs from base 36 to 560 and encodes 174 amino acids. The transcript has 3 exons. The record is from RefSeq and is a predicted model, not a curated record. Lineage: Eukaryota; Viridiplantae; Streptophyta; Magnoliopsida; Brassicales; Cleomaceae.
GUCGCUUAGACUCUUCUCUUGCAGAAAAUUUAAAAAUGGCGGAACCGGUAAUAGCAGAAGAACAAUCUCGAACCGUGGAAGAUGGUGAGAGGAAGCUGAAGCGCCUGGAAUUCGUGCAAGUCGCUGCCAUCUAUGGUGCUGUAUGUUUCUCGACGCUUUACGAGUUCGCCAAGGAAAACGCAGGUCCGCUCAAACUCGGAGUAGAGAACAUCGAAGCCUCUGUCCGAACCGUUCUCUCACCUGUCUGCGAGAAAUUCCAUGAUGUCCCCUUACAGCUCCUCGAGUUCGUCGAUCGCAAGGUCGAUGAUUUCUUCAACGAGGCUGAUCAGUAUGUGCCGUCGAUGGUGAAGCAAGCGUCAAGCAAGGCGAUGGCAGUGGCGACAGAGGUGCAACGCAUCGGCGUCGUGGAUGCGGCGAGGAGCGUGUACGAUAAGUUCGAGCCGGUGGUGGAGCAGUACGCGGCGGAGGCGUGGCGGGUGUUGAACAGACUGCCGGGUCAAGGAGAAACAUAUGAGAUGAAGCGGUUACGUAGGGGAAAUUACGUCAAUUUGAAGCUGUAG